GGGGGGUUGAGCACCUGAGAGGGUGGAGCUGCCAGUGUUCACAUACAACCUGGGGCCCAAGCAAAUAUUUCUGGAGAGACCUCAAGGACAGGAAGCAUGAGACCAAAAGAGAUGAAGAUAUUACAGGGUUUAAAAUGCAUUGUGAGAAAUGGAACAGAACUUCGGAACUUGAGAUUUUUUCUCAAUUUGAUCAAUCAAUACUCUAUCAGAUAAUACACUUGGAUUUAAGUGAUAAUUCAAUUGAUGAAAUUGCUCCAGGAUAUUUUCAGAAGGUUCCUAAUCUGCGAUAUUUAGAUUUGAGUGGAAACAAUCUUGAAACAUUGGUUUCAGAUGUUUUUAAAGGCCUCAAUCAUCUUGAACAAUUACACUUGGAGCGAACAAAUUUGGAAAUCCAAACAUCACUACCACCAGGAUUAUUCCAACAUACACCGAGCCUUAAAUAUCUGAAUUUAAAAUGCCCGAAGACCCAAAAUUGGAACAAUCUAAUUAGGGUCCCCCUAACAACAAAAGAAAGCAAUUCUGACGUAAAAUUCAAAGUUAAAUCCAACCAAAAGAAUAGUGAGUCAACUCCAUAUUUGGAACCAACAUUCCCAGAUGAUGUUUUCAUUGAUUUAAAGAACAUUGAAUACUUAGGACUAAGCCUACUCAAUGUAGGAGAACUUAGUUUUGGGAACGCAUUUACCGAUAUGAAAUUCCUGACAUUUCUUGACUUCUACCAAGGUGGGGAAAGUGAAUCAAAGUGUGGAGAUUACUUGCCAAUUAAUGGGUUUACAUACAUGUAUGAUCUGACUGGCUCACAAUUUGGCAGAAGUGACACUUCAGGUUUUCAUCAUAAUGCAGCCUCUGAAGACAUCAGUCACCACACACUACAUACCCAAAUAAAUAAACCUCCAACAGUUCCAAAUCAAAACAGUGUUAACUACAACAAUACAGAUGCCAAUAAUGCACACAAUGCUAGUGCUUAUAAAUAUGUGCACCCUGAUAAUUCCCACAACCAACUAGAAAGCUUUAACACAGAUGGUCUUCAUUUGAGAAAUGACACCUUCCUACCAUUUAAAGAUGGUCAACUGAAGAAGUUGAACCUUAAACAUGCUAAGAUAAGAGGUGUGGAUGCAUGUGUUUGGUGCCCACUGAAGUCCCUAGAAAUUCUUGAUAUUAGUUGCAAUGAGUUCCCAAGUAGCUUCGCCAAAUGGACUGAUUCUUUCUAUGGCCUUCAAGGUAACAGCAUACAGACAAUUAUGAUGGAUAACAUAGUUGAUCCUGAUAAUAUUGAGAAAUGGUCAUUUGAUGAAGAUAAAUUCCGUUUCUUGAAGAACACCCGGAUUCACCAGAUUUCAAUGGCUGGAAAUGCAAUAAAUGAAAUAUCCCCAAUACUUGGGAGUGUAUUUCCCUACUUGGAAUAUCUAUCUCUGAAAGCUAAUUUUAUAUGGAAUGUAUAUGGAGAAACACGGGACUUGGUUCUACUUGAUCUCUUUACCAGUAAUCUGAAGGUGUUGGAUUUGAGCUACAUGAUGAAUGCUGGUGGCAACACUGUAAAAUGCUGGGUUCCUUCUGAAUUGUGGUUGAAGAACUUCAUUGAAGAUACAGACAAUCCAAGACCAAGAUGUGAAUCUGAAGGAGCCCUAGAAGAGUACUUGAGGUACAAAGCUGAACACCCAGAACAAAAUGUUGCUGCCUUUCCACUUCCCUUUAAUAUAGAGGAAAUAUAUGGCAACAACUUGCCAUUUUACUCAACCACUGGCCAGGCAAUAUCUUACACACCAAUUUUCAUCUUAAACAAUAACCAUCUUCGUAGGAUAAGUGCUGAAGGGGUGUCACUACAACAGCUUCGUCAUGAUUUUCUUGGUGCAAAAUGUCUUGAAUAUAUUAAUGUACGUGAUAACAAGAUAAGCUUCAUUAAACCCGAUAUUUUAAGAAAUCAACCAUAUCUGAGGACCAUCCUUCUUGGAGACAACCAAUUAGGACAACAAUUAAGCAAAGGAGGUAAUGAUAGUACAUUAUUUGAGAAUGUUACGUCACUUCAGGUAAUAGACAUAUCCUCCAAUAGCAUCCCAUCACUGAAUAAGUCCACCUUUAGAGGGUUACAUAACCUAAGAGUCCUCAACAUCAGUAGAAAUUAUCAGUUUGGAAAAUCUGGUCUAGAUUUAGAUGUCCAAGAUCUGAGAAAAUUGGUCUACUUUGACCUUUCCUAUACAUCUACCACAAGUUUUGAUAUGGUAACAAGGAACUUUUUUGAUGAUGUGAACAAGCAUGAACAACUCAGCAUUGAUUUGACAGGGAAUGGCUUUCCAUGUGGAUGUCAGAAUCAAGAAAUGAUAAACUGGAUGCAGAACUCAUCAAUUCACUUCCCCAACAAGCAAACAUACAUGUGUGACAAUAACAACACCUACAUCAUGGAGGUGAAUAUUUCAAAGCUAGCCACUGACUGUUUCCAAGCACCAAUUGAAGUCAAACAUAAUGCUCUAGUUCAGACUAUUCUCCUCUCACUUGGAUCAGUUCUGUUCUUGGUGAUAUUAGGUGCUGUAGUUUAUAGGUAUCGUUGGAAACUGCGAUACCACUUCUAUCUUGCGAAAGGUUCCUUACGUGAUCAUGGUGAUCCAAAGGUUCAAGAUGGAUUCAAAUAUGAUGCCUUUGUUGCAUAUAACCAUUCAGAAGAUUAUCAUUGGAUUAUUGAUGAACUCAUACCUGAGAUAGAAACCAAACACAAUCUGAGCCUUCUGAUUGGUCAACGUGACUUCACUGCCGGAAAUCUUAUCAUAGACAACAUAGUUGAUGCAAUCGAAAACUCUCGUAAAACAAUCUUGGUUUUGACGCCUAGUUUUGCCGAUAGUACCUGGUGUAAUUGGGAAAUGAAAUUCGCACUGAGUAAGGGGGAGGGUUAUGUUAUUCCAAUAAUGCAGAGACAUAUCCCGCAGGAAGUGAUGCCAAAGACACUUAUGAGAAUUAUUUCCACUAUGACCUAUCUUGAAUGGAGUGAUGAUGAAGAUGCCAAACCAUUAUUUUGGAAAAAACUCCUUGACAAAAUAGCCGUGAGAAAAUAACAUGAAAAUCUAUAACUAAGCUAGAGAUAUAGCAACUUCCAAGCUAGGAAAUCCCAACGAACAAGACAU
Messenger RNA from Owenia fusiformis, 3110 nucleotides. The record is from the annotation of a GenBank genome assembly. NCBI's taxonomy places the organism in Eukaryota, Metazoa, Annelida, Polychaeta, Sabellida, Oweniidae.